CGGAGGAGCCAAUCAGAGUCCCUGCCUGCGACCCACUGCAGCUACCGUACAUAAAGGAGCCGAGGCGCGAGAGAGAGAGAGCGAGAGAGCGAGAGAGAGAGAGAGCGUGAGAGCGAGAGAGAGAGAGAGAGAGAGAGAGAGAGACUCUUCGCGUGCCUCCCAGACCCCCAGCACCCCCUUGCGCUCCAAAACCCAAAGCCCACCCUUUCCAAAGACCCCCAUUUUAUCCAUCCAUCCAUCCACCCCCCACCUCCACCCCAAAGUCCUUCUAAUGCACUCUUCCAGCAGCUUUUCCCACCUGCCGCGGUAAAGGCGGAGGGGGCACGCGCACUGGUGCCUGACAAGAGAGGAGGAGCACGAGGAGAGCAGAAGAGGAGGAGGACGCACGGCCAGGACGCACGGCCCCAUUACGCACGGUCAUUACGCACGGUUAUUACGCACGGUUUUUACGCACGGCUCCGCGACGGUUAGGACGCGUCCGACCAUGAUGCUGCUGGCCAGAUCCGCUCUCCUGGCCGCCCUGACCCUCUCCCUGGCGCUGGCCUGCGGGCCGGGCAGGGGCUACGGGCGCAGGAAGCAUCCCAAGAAGCUCACGCCGCUCGCCUACAAGCAGUUCAUCCCGAACGUGGCCGAGAAGACGCUGGGCGCCAGCGGCAGGUACGAGGGCAAGAUCACGCGGAAUUCCGAGAGGUUCAAGGAGCUCAUCCCCAACUACAACCCCGACAUCAUCUUUAAGGACGAGGAGAACACGGGCGCGGACCGCCUCAUGACUCAGAGGUGCAAAGACAAGCUGAACUCACUGGCCAUCUCGGUAAUGAACCAGUGGCCGGGGGUCAAGCUGAGGGUCACCGAAGGCUGGGACGAAGACGGACACCACUUUGAGGAGUCCCUGCACUACGAGGGCCGGGCCGUGGACAUCACCACCUCCGACCGGGACAAGAGUAAAUACGGGAUGCUCUCCAGGCUGGCGGUGGAGGCCGGCUUCGACUGGGUUUACUACGAGUCCAAAGCCCAUAUCCACUGCUCCGUCAAAGCAGAGAACUCGGUGGCCGCCAAGUCCGGAGGCUGUUUCCCAGGAACCUCGCAGGUCCAGCUGAAGGACGGACGGAAGAAGGCCGUGAUGGACCUGAAGCCCGGAGACACGGUGCUAGCCGCAGACGAAGCCGGGAAGCUGGUCUACAGCGACUUUGUCAUGUUCACGGACCGAGACCCGUCCACCAGAAGAGUGUUUUACGUGAUAGAAACCAAAGCCCAGAAGAUCACGCUGACCGCAGCCCACCUGAUCUUCGUCCUUGACAACUCGACUGACGGCAUCCAGGCCAUGAGGGCCACGUUCGCCAGCGAGGUCAAACCCGGACAGAAGGUGCUGGUCCUCAGUGGCGACGGAGGUCGGCUGAGCCCUGUGGUCGUAGAAAGGAUAUACAUGGAGGAGCACCAAGGCUCAUACGCACCGGUCACUUCUCACGGCACCAUCCUGGUGGACCGCGUUCUGGCGUCUUGCUACGCAGUCAUCCAGGACCACAGACUAGCCCACUGGGCCUUCGCCCCGGUCAGGUUAGCUUACGGCUUGUCCUCGUUUUUACUCCCACAGAGCUCCCAGCUGUCAAACUCGACCGCACAGCCGGAUGGAAUCCACUGGUACUCCAGGCUGCUCUACCGAAUGGGAACUUGGCUCCUGGACAAGCGCUCGCUUCAUCCGCUGGGCAUGCCUGCACAGUCCAGCUGAAAAAGACUUGUGUGGACAUUUCAAACUAAUGUAGGAUAUAAGACAAUAUUAGUAUAUAAAAACAGAGAGAGAGAGAGAGAGAGAGAGAGAGAGAGAGGCCCCAGGCAGAGGUGGGAUAUUUAUUUCACUGACUUUUACAUUUGUCAUUUAAAAAAAAGAGUUAAAAAAAGAAAGAAAGAGUAAGAAAGAAAGAAACGGAGCCUUAAAAGUUAUCUUUGAAUAAUUUAUUCUCGUGUGAACUGAAGGCUGGCCACACUCAAAUGGAGUCUAAUUCAGUGGGACCAGCCAGAUGUGCAGAAUCUAUUUUUGUAUAUUUGAAGUAAACUGGAGAGAAAAGUUAAAAAAAGCAAAUAAAUAAAAUAAAAAAACCAUAAAAAAACAAACAAAAUACAAAAAUAACUGCAAAAACGGAAAAAAAUCCUGUAAAAUGGUAGAAAAGGAGAAACUUCUGGACAGGCUGUAAUGUUCUGUGCAUAUGUGCAACUGACUGUUAUAUUUUGGGGGACGAGCAAAACUUUGUGGGGGCCAUAAAUUAUAUUUUUAUACACAGAAUUGUAAAUGAGUAGAUUUUGACCGAUCGUUUCCUGAAAUCACGUUUCUUCGUUUUUGUUUGUUUGUUUUUUUUAAAUAGUGUAAAUUUGAGGAGAAUUCUAUUUUAAUUUAAAUCAGCGACCCUGUGCUGUUCUGCUCAGUAAGGUUUUCCGCUCACUUCUCUCUUCAUCCUUUUCCUCUGGCUUUUUUUUUUUUAAACCUUUUCUAUUUCUAUUUUUUCUUGGGAGAAAAUAGAAAAUGCACAUUUUUGACAAUUCAGUAGUCUAACAUCGUAGCUACGGAGCAGCUUUUCUGUUUAAUAAAUUAAUAAGUAACUCAUGGAAAUUUGCAAAAUGUAUUUUUUGUUUUUUUCUUUGUUUUGUUUUGUUUUUUCAUAUUUUGUAAUAGGUAAAUAGUUUUUUAGAGGAAUUAAAAUGUAGCAGAUGCACAGUUGUUCCAGGCUGGUAGCCCAUCAUAGCGAGGCCUCAAUGUGUCAGCAAAUGCAUAGAAAUUAUUAUUUAUAUGUUUAUUAUAAAAUGU
Molecule: messenger RNA, 2797 nt
Organism: Pygocentrus nattereri (red-bellied piranha)
Lineage: Eukaryota; Metazoa; Chordata; Actinopteri; Characiformes; Serrasalmidae
Gene: shha
Product: sonic hedgehog signaling molecule a
Exons: 3
Coding region: 485-1726 (413 amino acids)
Biological process (GO): oligodendrocyte differentiation; intein-mediated protein splicing; regulation of gene expression
Molecular function (GO): patched binding; calcium ion binding
Source: RefSeq, a predicted model, not a curated record